UCACUGAGUCGUAUGUCUUAGAUUUGAUUUGUCAAUUUUUGUUUUUCGACAUUCCUUUUAAUUUUCGACAUAACUUAAAAUAAAAAAUGACAAACCAGGUUGAUUCCUGCACACAACAAACCAAAAAAAAAGAGGGAGGUGACAACAAACAAUAACAAAAAAAGAGCAAAGGGCUAUACCACUCCAAAUUGACUGCCAAAUCACCAAAACCAAAGGGCUAUCGUCAAUUCAUCAACUCGUGUGAUCCAAGUCAAGUCACUGGUGGAGAUUAAGAAUCAGAUCAGAUUGUACUUCACCUCGUCCUUAUUGAUUGACUAAGCGUGAUUAUGUGGGUGAUUCCUGUUGUAUGUUAUAUAGUCACCCUUGCGGUGACCCUCUUUGGGAUCCAAUUCCAUAUCAAUCUUCUAAAAUAUAAACUAUACCUCCUGAUCCCUAUCACCUUGGCAGUACUAAUGCCAUUGUCCAUCAUAUUCAUCUUACCUAUAGAUUAUGUACAAUCCAAUGCUUCCAUUCCUUUGGAUUGGUUACAAAAUAAUGUUAUAUUAAUACUAUGGAAAUCAAAUUAUUGGAUAACAUUUAUAUUAACAUGGUUGAUCUUACCUCAAUUACAAGAAUUCUUUAAAUCAGGUUAUUUCACUUUUAAAGCCAAAAUGUAUGAUUCAUUUAAGAAGAAUUUAAAGUUUCAAUUAAUACUAUUGGCUAUUUCAAUAUUAGGAAUAAUUUAUCUUAUGCUUGAAGUUGGAUUAACUAUAAAUCAUUUAAAAUUAUUGAUUAUUGCUUUAUCUCAUAUAUAUUCUUUGGUUUUAGCAUUAUGGUUAAUGAGUCAUGGUUUAAUUAGUAUUCCAAGAAAUAAAUGGAUAGAAGGUAAUAUCAUGAAUAAUCUUAAUCAUCAUUAUUUAAAAUUACCUAAAUUAAUUGAUAAUUUAGAAGAUGUUAAAAUUGAAUUUAAAGAAGAUAUUUUAAAAGUUUUAGUAUUAACUGAAAAUUUUACAUCCAUAAAUAAUCCUCAAGAUUUUAAAUUUAGAGAUUGGAUUUUAAAAUUAGAUGCUUCUAUCCCAUUACAUUUAAAGGAUUUAGUUAAAAGACAAUAUGUUCAUGAAACUUUAAAUGCUCAGAUUUCAAGAGAACAAUUGAAUUUAUCAUACAUGUAUAAAUUAACUUCUAAUUUCAAUUCCAAUUUAAGAAAAUUUCAAGCUUAUGAAUCCGAAUUUGAAUCAUUAUUUGUAAAGAUCACUCAUUUAGAAGAUAUUUUAGAAUCAAAAACUUCAAAUUCAUCUCUAUUAACCUUUAGAGUUAAUAAUUAUAGAGUAUUAUUACUGCCAAGAUUCAAUUUCAUUUAUUGGUAUUAUAUUAGAUCUAUAAGUUCAAGAAUUCUUUCGUUGGUUUAUUAUAUUAUGGCAUUUAUAAUCUUACAAUCUGAAUUCUUUCAUUCAACUCGAUUUUCAAUUAUAAAUUUCAUCUUUGAAAAAUUAACUAUUUCACCAUUAUCUCAAGUCAUUUUAACAUCGAUAUUUUUCAGUUUCAUGUUAUUUGCAUCAUUAAAUUCAUUAACUCAAUUGAAAAUUUUCAAUACUUAUCAUUUAGUUCCUCAUAGUUCAGAUCCAGUAUCAGCCUGUUUUUAUACAACUUAUAUUGCCAGAUUAACCAUUCCAUUAUCUUAUAAUUUCAUAACUUUAUUCAUAUCGAGAAAUUCCAAUUUUGAAAAUUGGUUUGGUCAAUCGAUCCAUCUUACUGGUUUAUUCAAUUUAAUGAAUAAUUGGUUACCUCGAUUAUUAUUAAUUCCAGUAUUGUUAACUGUGUUUAAUAUUUAUGAUAAAUUAAAGAAGAAAAUCGGAUUAGGUGAUAUGUAUGAUAAUUGGGUAUUAUUCGAUGAUGAUGAUUCUGCUAAUGAUAAUCAUAAUGAUAUUGAGAAUGGUGAGAAUAACUUACUUAAUAAACGUAAAGAUUUAAUCAUUGUGGAAGCUAAAAGAAUUGUUAAUCGUGAAUUACAAAAGAGACAAAACCAACAAACUUUAAGACCAUUUAACUUAUCUCCUAGUUUAGAUGGUACUAAUAAUGGUAAUGGUAUUUCAGUUGCUGAUAUGAACUACGAGAAUAAUAGAAGAAACUUCCAUGAUUCAUUAAUCAAUGAUACUAGUAAUAGAAUUGAUUUUGGCAUGGAAGAUGAUCAAGAACCAUUUAUAUUAGAUCCUCAAAGACAAUCAAAUCAACCUUCAUCAGCCUCUUUAUGGGGUAGAGUCAAUGGAUUAUUUUCAGGGUUCACAAAUCGUUUCAAUCAAUCUUCAACCGUUGCAUACCGAGAUGAACCAUUAGAAAACUUUCAUUAUGAUGAUGAUGCCGAUGAAAAUCUAGUGGUAUGAUUGUCUCUCCAAAAAGUGUACAUAUAAGUAUUAUAUAUAUAUAUGAGUAAUUCUCCAUCCUAAUUAUACCCAUUCACUCUCCUUAUUUAUUCGAAUUACCCUUAAUAAAUCAUUAAUAUCAACUAUACCUAAAUCGUGUACUAUCCCGGCGGUGGUUAAAAUUAAGCCGAACUUCU
This is a messenger RNA of Scheffersomyces coipomensis, 2536 nucleotides long. RefSeq names its product LMBR1 domain-containing protein. NCBI's taxonomy places the organism in Eukaryota, Fungi, Ascomycota, Pichiomycetes, Serinales, Debaryomycetaceae. The transcript has a single exon. The record is from RefSeq and is a predicted model, not a curated record. Gene Ontology annotation, cellular component: membrane. Bases 327 to 2360 code for a protein of 677 amino acids.